ACCCCCGCCCGCACCCCCCACCCCCCACAGCCCCCUGGCCCUGCUGCACAUCGGCCCCGGCUCCGAGAAGGAGAUCGAUGACGUCAUCGAUGAGAUCAUCAGCCUCGAGUCCAGCUACGACGAGCUGCUGAGCUUCGGCCCCGCCGAGGGGCCCCUCCAGCUCCCCAGCACGCUGCCCGCCCCCGGGCCCCUCCUGGAGGUUUUCAGCCCCCCCCAGGGCGGCAGCAGCUCCUGCCCGGCCGAGCUGCCCCGGGUCAAGGCCGAGCUCUCAGAAACGGAGGCGAAGGCUCUGCUGAAGGAGCGGCAGAAGAAGGACAACCACAACCUGAUCGAGCGGCGCCGGCGCUUCAACAUCAACGACCGGAUCAAGGAAUUGGGGACCCUCAUCCCCAAAUCCAACGACCCGGAGAUGCGCUGGAACAAGGGCACGAUCCUGAAGGCCUCGGUGGAUUACAUCAGGAAGCUGCAGAAGGAGACCCAGCGCUCCCGGGAGCUGGAGCUGCACCAGCAGCGCCUGGAGCAGGCAAAUCGCAGCCUCCAGCUCCGGGUCCAGGAACUGGAGCUGCAGGCGCAGGUUCACGGGCUGCCCCUCAUCCCCCCCGUGGCUCCCAUGGCCGAGGUGGGCUGCGAGGAGGCCUCCGGCGGCCCCCCCUUCCCCCCGGGCCCCCCCUCCACUCCCCAGUGCCUCCUGGACCUGGCGGUGGCCGACGAGCUGCCCUCGGAGCUGGGCCUGCCCCUCGACCUGGGGGGGCCCGAGGGGAGCCUGGAUGACAUCCUGAUGGACGACGGGGGGGGGCUGUCGCCCCUCGGCCCCCCCGGCGCCCUCCUGGCCUCCCCCGGGCCCUCCCGUGCCUCCAGCCCCCGCAGCAGCCUCAGCAUGGAGGACGAGUCCUGAGCACCCCCCUGGAAGGACCCUCGGGCGGAGCCCUCGUAGGGACCCCCCCUUCACCACGCGGCCCUUUGAAGGACCCCCCCGCAACACCCCUGAGGCCCCUGCGAGGU
Molecule: messenger RNA, 1002 nt
Organism: Neopelma chrysocephalum (saffron-crested tyrant-manakin)
Lineage: Eukaryota; Metazoa; Chordata; Aves; Passeriformes; Pipridae
Product: transcription factor E3-like
Exons: 7
Coding region: 410-895 (161 amino acids)
Biological process (GO): regulation of transcription by RNA polymerase II
Cellular component (GO): nucleus
Molecular function (GO): DNA-binding transcription factor activity, RNA polymerase II-specific; RNA polymerase II cis-regulatory region sequence-specific DNA binding
Source: RefSeq, a predicted model, not a curated record